GCAGAGAGCUCGGUUAUGCAAUGUUCCACACGUGGGUAGUAAUGGGAGCAUUGUUAUUGACAAGCUGAAAACAGCCGCCGCUCCUACAGCACAUUACAGAUCACCUCUAUGACUGUUAACCACAUCCUGCAGCGCUUCAAGCCAGGACAUUAGGCUGAGAUUAGAUUUUGCAAAAGAUAAUAUUAUAAAGCUGAGUGUACUAUUAAGGCAGUGACUGCUGGACGCUCCCACCUGAGGAAGUGAAUAAGCAUGUGUCGUAUUAGGUGAUAUUGGCUCCGUGUAUCUCAGGAGUCAACGCAAACAAAUGCUAGGCGGUGGCCAUGUUUAAGUGUUUAAUUGUGAGCAAUCCAAAGCCGCAAAGUGCACGUAUCGCCAUCCACCAGUUGUCUGAAAGCACUGAUACCAAGUCACCUGUUACAGUAAUGGUCAGUGGACACACCUGAUCAGGAGCUAAUCCGUAAAUGGAGUCACCUUUUUUUAAAUGUGCACAAAGUUACAAUCACCAUUGGUGUUUGUCGUGUUGUGAAGUUUGUCGUUCGUCUUCGUUUUUAUGUAAUUCAUUCAUGUUGGUAGAGGUAUAUCAUCAACGUGAGGUUUGAAUUCAUGUUCUCUGGUUCCACAGGUUGGGCAUUUUUUCAUGAGUAGUUGGAUUUAAAGGACAACAUGGGUGGAAGCCAACGUUCGCCACACCUCCAGAUUACGGCCAAAAGCUGAUCUCAGUGCAGCCAAUACCAAACCCACUGUGGGAGAGCGGUUGGUCAAAGUGACCUGUUGAUCAUAUUCCUGAAAUAGUCACUAGACAGAGAACAGAAUGGACUGAGUGUGAGACUCACACGCUUAAGAAUUUACUUCACAUCGUGCAACCUUUAAAGAGGAAAGAAGUGAGCCAAAGCUGAGCCGAUGGAUUGGAAGUUUCUCGAGGGCCUCCUGAGCGGAGUCAACAAAUACUCCACUGCCUUCGGCCGCAUCUGGCUGGCGGUGGUCUUCGUCUUCCGCGUGCUGAUCUUCGUGGUGGCGGCGGAGCGCGUGUGGAGCGACGACCAGGGACACUUCGACUGCAACACCCGCCAGCCCGGCUGCACCAACAACUGCUACGACCACUACUUCCCCAUUUCCCACAUCCGCCUGUGGGCCCUGCAGCUCAUCUUCAUCACCUGCCCGUCCUUCAUGGUGGUGCUGCACGUGGCCUACCGAGGCGAGCGCGAGCGCAAGUACAAGGCCAAGCACGGCGACGACACGUGUCUGUACGACAACCCGGGCCAGAAGCACGGCGGCCUGUGGUGGACCUACCUCAUCAGCCUCUUCCUGAAGACCGUCUUCGAGCUCACGUUCCUCUACCUGCUCCACUACGUCUAUAACAGCUUCAAGCUGCCCAGGAAGGUGCAGUGCGACGUCGCGCCCUGUCCGAACCUGGUCGACUGCUACGUCGCGCGGCCCACGGAGAAGACGGUCUUCACCUACUUCAUGGUGGGGACGUCUGUGGUGUGCGUGGUGAUCAACAUCUGUGAGAUUCUGUAUCUGAUCGCGUCUCGGAUAGUGAACCUCAAACGCCGAGGCAGCAGCUACACUUCAUCCAGAAAGAUCCACAAAGACGAGUGCAAAGACGUUACGAAGCAGACUUAUCACGCCACUUGUUGAUCACCUUUAGGGUUUCUUUAUAGGAAGAUGUAAAAUAAAUCUUUCCUUAGGGGGGAUUAAAUCAUCAGGUACAUUUGGUUUCAAUGUGAUGUUUAAAUGCUUUUGAAUAUAAAAAUUACAUGUACUUUAAUGACACAGUUCCUCCACCUGGUGGCAUCGCAGGCGUGUGCAAUAUAAUGUGAAGGCAACAGAACCUUCAGAACGUAGUUGGUAAACAAACAGGAAAGCUGAGAGGUGGGGGAUUAACUGUGUGAAUUAUUUUGACAUUAAAUCUUUAAGAGGCUGCUUUACUUAACUUAACUUCUGAAUCUACUUAAAUAUAAUGAAGUAUAACUAUGUUUCAAAUGUUUAUUUUGUAAAUUUAUAAUAGAGGACCACCAGUACAUUGGAAAUAAAAUGCUUUCUCAGUCUUUCGUUGAAGAGUAUGUAUGUAGCAGUAAAUGAACGACAACGCAGACAGGUGAAUAACAAUUAUGAUUUCAAAAUAAAAGCAUCAAAACCAACUCCUUGUAAAAAUAAAUGGGCUGUGUAUAAAACCAGUUGAGACCUACUGUAUUAUUGUCUAAAUUAUACAAUAAUUAUUAACCCUU
This is a messenger RNA of Betta splendens (Siamese fighting fish), 2228 nucleotides long. RefSeq names its product gap junction beta-3 protein-like. Gene Ontology annotation, cellular component: connexin complex. The record is from RefSeq and is a predicted model, not a curated record. NCBI's taxonomy places the organism in Eukaryota, Metazoa, Chordata, Actinopteri, Anabantiformes, Osphronemidae. Gene Ontology annotation, biological process: cell communication. Bases 901 to 1638 code for a protein of 245 amino acids. The transcript has 2 exons.